AUGCACGUACCGAUGAAUACCGUUGGCGCUACUCCAAAUGUUGGAAUGCAAAUGCCAGUGCCAGGCACUAUAAUGCAACAACAGUCACCACAACAAAUGCAAGUGCAACAACCCCAGCCAAUGCCACAACCAACCCAGCAGGACAAAAUGGAUAAUAUAUCUAAAGUAAAAACCCUUAUGGGCUCGCUUCGUGAGUCAAUACCAAUGACUCUCAAAUCUGCGGCACAAAUUCUACAUCAAAAUCAUAAUGUAGACUCAAAUUCACAAAAAGGUAUUGACAAUCCAGUGCCACGAUUUGACAAAAACUUAGAAGAAUUCUUCUCAAUAUGUGAUCAAAUGGAACUUCAUUUGCGUACGGCGAUAACAUGUAUCCAGCAAGCACAGUCAGCCGCUCAUUAUCUACCAUUAUCUGUGAUGCCAUCAAGACUCGACUCUGGACCAACCACACAAGAGACAACUUUAAGUUAUCCACAGUACUUGAACACAGUGAGGCUCCAGAUUUCAUACGCUAAGGAUAUCCAUGACACACUUGUCGCGGCCGCCCAGAAUAUCUCACCUACUGAAUGA
Molecule: messenger RNA, 567 nt
Organism: Arctia plantaginis
Lineage: Eukaryota; Metazoa; Arthropoda; Insecta; Lepidoptera; Erebidae
Source: the annotation of a GenBank genome assembly